This is a messenger RNA of Sardina pilchardus (European sardine), 2928 nucleotides long. Its product is annotated as NACHT, LRR and PYD domains-containing protein 3-like. The transcript is spliced from 10 exons. The record is from RefSeq and is a predicted model, not a curated record. NCBI's taxonomy places the organism in Eukaryota, Metazoa, Chordata, Actinopteri, Clupeiformes, Clupeidae. Gene Ontology annotation, molecular function: protein binding. Gene Ontology annotation, biological process: intracellular signal transduction. The coding region runs from base 1 to 2928 and encodes 975 amino acids.
AUGAGUCAGCAUGGAGCCUCUGCUGGUGGCCAUGGACAUUCAAGGCCAGUGGAUGAGAGGACACACUCCCCUGCACCCAGCUGUGUGUCCAUGAAGAGCGACAACUCCAACGGUGAGGGCACCAACUUCAGAGAGGGAGGCAGUCAUCCUGAAGCCAGGCCAGUGGAUGAGAGGACACACUCCCCUGCACCCAGCUGUGUGUCCAUGAAGAGUGACCACUCCAAGGAUGAUAUUCCCAACUUCAGAGAGGGAGGGAGUCAUCCUGAUCCCAGCAUCCAACAGGAAGAACAAACAAUUCAUCCAACCCCCAGCAAAGUCUAUCAAGAAGACCUGUCUACAUUAUUCAAGAAGCUUGAGGAAAAAGUCAUGACCUUCAUGAAGACGGAACUGAAGAGACUCAAGAAGCUCCUGAGUCAUGAUUACCCAGAAUCCCCUUGUGAUGAAGAGGAGGAUGAUGAGGACCAGAGAGAUGCCAGAGAUGGAGCUCUGAAGAUUGCAGUGCACAUCCUGAGGAACAUGAGUCAGGAGAUCCUCGCUCAGCAGCUGGAGAAAUAUGGACUGCUUCCUAGAUGUCAACAAGAGCUCAAACAUAGGCUAGCAAGGAAGUGUCAGAGUGUUUGUGAAGGCAUCCCAAAGCAGGGAAAGUCUACUUUUCUGGAGAAGAUCUACACAGAGCUCUACAUCACAGAAGGGGAAAGUGUAGAGGUGAAUACUGAACAUGAAGUCAGACAGAUUGAGAUGGUAUCCAAGAGUCAAGUAUCAAAGGAGGAAAAAGCAAUCAAAUAUACGGACAUCUUCAAGCCCUUACCUGGACAGGACAAACCCAUCAGAACUGUGCUUACAAAGGGAGUGGCUGGCAUUGGAAAAACAGUCUCUGUGCAGCAGUUCAUUCUGGACUGGACUGAAGACAAAGCAAAUCAAAAUAUCCAUUUCAUAUUUCCUCUUCCUUUUCGGGAGUUGAAUCUGAUGAAAGAUAAAAACUUCACCCUUUUGGACUUCAUUCAUCAUUUCUUCACUGAAACAAAAGACUUUACCUUCUCCAACAAGGACCGAUACAACAUUGCCUUCAUCUUUGAUGGUCUGGACGAAAGCAGACUUCCUCUGGAUUUCCAGCACAAUGAAUGCAUCUACAGCAUAACAGAAUCUGCCUCUGUGGAUGUCCUUCUCACAAACCUGAUCCAGGGGAAUCUGCUUCCCUCUGCUCUUGUUUGGAUCACCUCCCGACCAGCAGCAGCCAAUCAAAUUCCUCCAGAGUGUGUGAAUCAGGUAACAGAAGUCCGGGGUUUCAGUGACCCACAGAAGGAGGAGUACUUCAGGAAGAAAAUCACAAAAGAGGAGCUGGCAAACAGAAUCAUCACACACCUGAAGUCCUCCCAGAGCCUCUACAUCAUGUGCCACAUUCCAGUCUUCUGUUGGAUAGCAGCCACUGUUCUGGAGAGCAUCAUGACUGAAGCAGAGAGUGGAGAGAUUCCAAACUCUUUGACUCAAAUGUACACACACUUCCUGAUCACACAAUCCAAACACAUCAGUCAGAAGUAUGAAAACAUGUGGAACCAGAAGACCAUUCUGUCACUGGGGAAACUAGCUUUUCAACAGCUGGAGAAGGGCAAUCUGAUCUUCUAUGAUAAGGACAUGAAUGAGUGUGGUAUAGAUGUCAGACAAGCAUCAGUGUACUCAGGAGUGUGCACUCAGAUCUUCAGAGAGGAGGCUGGGCUGUACCAGGGGAAAGUGUUCUGCUUUGUUCAUCUGAGCAUUCAGGAGUUUCUAGCAGCUCUAUAUGUGUUCCUCACAUUCCAGAACACAGGGAUCAAUAAACUGGAUCAACAGCCACGAACUGUUAUUUCAUUUCUGAAAACAAAGAAUGAAAAUAUCAAUGAGCUAUACAAGACUGCAGUGGACCUUGCAUUGAACAGUGAGCAUGGACACCUGGAUCUUUUCCUGAGGUUUCUUCUGGGCCUCUCAUUGGAGUCCAAUCAGAAAUACUUACAAGACCUGCAGCCAAGGUCAAGAAGCAGCUCAUUACACACAGAGGAAACAGUCAAGUACAUCAAGGAGAAGAUCAGAGAAACCACCACCCCAGAGAGAUGCAUCAACCUGUUCCACUGUCUGAAUGAACUGAAUGACCACUCUCUGGUGGAGGAGGUCCAGGGCUACUUGAGGAAGGACAACAAAUCCAGAAAGGAUCUCUCUCUUUCCCAGCUGUCAGCUCUGGCUUUUGUGCUGCUGAUGCUGCAGAGUUGUGACCUCACAGUUAAGAGCUGUGCAGCUUUAUCUUCAGCUCUCAGAUCAAACUCUUCCAGUCUGAGACAGCUGGACCUGAGUGGCAAUAAUGUGGGAGAUUCAGGAGUGGAGCUGCUUUCUACUGGACUGGAGCAUCCAAACUGUAGACUGGAGACACUGGAGCUGCAGGUUUGUUCCCUCACAGUGGAGAGCUGUGCAGCUUUAUCUUCAGCUCUCAGAUCAAACUCUUCCAUUCUGAGACAGCUGCACCUGAGUGGCAAUAAUGUGGGAGAUUCAGGAGUGGAGCUGCUUUCUACUGGACUGGAGCAUCCACACUGUAGACUGGAAACACUGGGGCUGCAGGGUUGUUCCCUCACAGUGAAGAGCUGUGCAGCUUUAUCUUCAGCUUUCAGAUCAAACUCUUCCAGUCUGAGACAGCUGCACCUGAGUAGCAAUAAUGUGGGAGAUUCAGGAGUGGAGCUGCUUUCUACUGGUCUGGAGCAUCCAAACUGUAGACUGGAGACACUGGAGCUGCAGUUCUGUAAGCUCACGGAGAGGAGCUGUUCAUCUCUAGCUGCAGCUCUCAGAUCAAACCCCUCCAGUCUGAGACAGCUGGACCUGAGAAUCAACACACUGCAGCAGUCUGGAGUGGACCUGCUCUCCGCUCUACAGAGAGACCCCACAUAUAAACUGACUACACUAGAGUAA